This is a messenger RNA of Pocillopora damicornis (cauliflower coral), 1058 nucleotides long. RefSeq lists its product as uncharacterized. Lineage: Eukaryota; Metazoa; Cnidaria; Anthozoa; Scleractinia; Pocilloporidae. The record is from RefSeq and is a predicted model, not a curated record. Gene Ontology annotation, cellular component: cytoplasm.
UGAACUUUUUGACAAACGCUGAUUCACCACAAAGUAACAUGGCUUCCAACUCUGGCGGAAGUAAGCUUGGAGAAGGAGAAAGAGAACAAUCCUUGAUUUCAUCACUGGAAUCGCUUUGUAAAGAACAUGAUCGUGAAACUGCUCGAAAAGCGAUAGAAACACUAUUAACACUGGCUAAUAACAUAGUUAGAUCUCCAACAGAUGAAAAAUAUCGAAAGGUUAAAAAACAAAACAAGUCAUUUUCUGUAAGAGUGUGGCAGCUAGCAGAAGCUCAGGAGUUUCUUUUCAGUUGGGGGUGGCAGGAGGAUAAUGACCAUGUUGUUCUUCCAUCAGAUGAGGAUGUUCAACUUGUUAAACAAAUAUUAAUGAAGAAAUUGAACAACAUUCCUUCAAGAUCAAGUUCAGGAGCAGCCUCUAAUUCUGAACCUCUUACAGAGAGAGAAAGACAAUUACAAGAGGAAAGAAGGAAAGUUUUGGAAAAGAAAAAGUUUGAGGAUCAGGAAAAAGCAAGAAUCAAAGCACAGAUCCAGGCUGACAGAAAGAACAUAAAAGACAGGGAAAUGAGAGAGUCAAGAGCAAGAAAACCGGAAAAAUUUGGUGGAAAAAUAACCAAAUUUGGGGACAUUGGUGUGGAUCUAAACAAGGGUGGAGGAUGAGGAUAAGUUUUCUCUUGAUCCAAGUUCCAGGAAUUCAAAUAACUAUUUAAGGCUGCUACUGCUGACCACAGCAUAUGACAACAUCUCUGGAAAAGCUUAAUAAAGCUUCAGAGAUGUUUGAUGAAGCUGGGGAAUACAGAAUUUAAAAUUUAUUUCAAUUAAAUUGUAAUGGAUUGUUUUUACAUAGGACUUCCAUUUUCAUUUGCUCUCUUAGACUAUAGGAAAUGGACUCACUGGUUUGGAAAUGUAAUGUUGAGGGUAAAUGUGAUGUGAGUAAGGCCUGUUAUAGACAACCUGCUUGUUUGCACCUAAUAAUGAAAUGGGAGAUUAAUUACACAAAAACUGGAAUUCUUACUCUUAAGCUCUGUGACAGAAUAAACCAAACUGUUUUUGCUUUGUUUA